AUGGUGAAGAGGAAGAGCCUGGACGAUGGCGAGCCCGAGUGCGGCAAAGGGGUCCCGUUCCCCAUCCAGACCUUCUUGUGGAGGCAGACCAGUGCGUUCCUGCGUCCCAAGUUGGGCAAGCAAUACGAAGCGUCCUGCGUGUCCUUUGAGAGGGUGCUGGUGGAGCACAAGUUGCACGGCCUGUCCCCAGCCCUGUCGGAGGCCAUCCAGAGCAUCUCCCGCUGGGACCUGGUGCAGGCGGCGCUCCCCCACGUGCUCCACUGCACCGCCAUCCUGCUGUCCAACCGCAACAAGCUAGCGGACAGUGCAGGACACCAAGACAAACUGGGCGUGGCGGAGACCAAGCUGCUGCACACCUUACAUUGGAUGCUUCUGGAGGCCCCUCAGGAGUGUGCCCAGGACCCUGCGCUGGCCCACCUGCUGCAGCCCAUGGGCGGAGGAGGCGGAGGCUUCCUGCAGCCUGUGGGGAACCAGGGGCCCUGCUCCGGAUCCCUGGAGGACGAGGAGCAGAGCCGCACUAAGCUGUUCCAGAAGAGCAUGGCCACGGUGGAGCUGUUUGUCUUCCUGUUCGCGCCUCUCAUCCACCGAAUCAAGGAGUCUGACCUGACGUUCCGACUGGCCAGUGGGCUGGUGAUUUGGCAGCCCAUGUGGGAGCACCGGCAGCCGGACAUCCCGGCCUUUACCACGUUCAUCAAGCCGCUCCGCAACAUCGUCACAGGUGAUGAGGAAAUCCUUGAUCCUCCACAAGACACUUUUACCACAGUGUCCCGGGUCAACGGCAUUUCAGCAAAGGUCAAGAACACAUGGCUGCAGUCCAAGAGGACCUCCCCCAUCAGCAACCAGUGCAGCCCCCAUGGAGCUGGGAACCCCGGGCCCCUGGGCUUCCAGGUAGUGUGUGAGGCCGCCUGGUCUGAAUCCUCCUCCCCUGCCUCUGGAGAGCAGAGCUGUCGCCGUAGUAACUCUGUGGAAAAGGGCGGUCCUUCCCAGCCGCCGCCAACCAUCAAGGGACCGUCCAAGAAAAAGACAUCAGCUCCCGGGGGGCUGCCCACCUCCCUGUCCCAGAGAGCGCGCUACGCCACAUACUUCGAUGUAGCCGUGCUGCGCUGCCUGCUUCAGCCGCACUGGACGGAGGAGGGGGUGCACUGGGCCCUGCUCUACUACCUCCAGAGGCUCAGGAACAUCCUGGAGGAGCGGCCAGAGCGCGUCCCAGAGUCCCUGGCAACUCCCCUGCCCCGCCCACGCAGCAGCUCCAUGGUAGCAGCCACGCCCUCGCUGGUCAACACCCACAAGACACAGGACAUGAGUUUGAAAUGCGAUGAAGAGGGGAAAUCUCUGAGUACCGAGACCUUUGCCAAAGUGUCUCUGACCAACCUGCGGCGCCAAGCUGUACCUGACCUGUCCUCUGACCUGGGCAUGAACCUCUUCAAGAAGUUUAAGAACCGUGGGAGGGAGGAGCGUGAGAGGAAAGGCUCCAUCCCGUUCCACCACACAGGGAAGAAACGGCAGAGGAGGAUGGGGGUUCCAUUCCUCAUGCACGAGGACCACCUGGACGUGUCCCCCACACGCAGCACCUUCUCCUUCGGGAGCUUCUCUGGCCUGGGGGACGACCGUCGAACACUGGAACGCGGAGGGUGGCAAGCUACCAUCAUGGGUAAGUUCACUCGGAGGGGCAGCACGGACACGGCAGCAGACGCAGACAGCCUCAGUGCCAAACACUCCCACUCACACCACUCCCUCAUGAGAGAGACCCCCGAACACCCCAACAGCAACAGCGACAACACGGUGCGAGAGGGCAACCCUGCAGUGCGCUCCCAAAUCUCCACAAUCACCAUGGCUGCCUUCAACACAACGGUGGCUUCCUUCAACGUGGGCUACGCAGACUUCUUCACGGAGCACAUGAAGAAGCUGUGCACCCCCAAUGUGGCCGAGAUGCCCACGGAGCCCCUGGCCUGUGCCAACCUGCCCCGCAGCUUCACCGACUCCUGCAUCAACUACUCGUGCCUGGAGGAGGCAGAGAGCAUGGAGGGCACCAGCCACUUCGUACAGAAGAACGGCAUGCUGGACCUCACUGCUGUGCUCCGCGCUCUCUACGCCGUGCUGAGCCGGGACAUCAGCUCCAGGAUCUGUGACGUGGCUCUGAACAUCAUCGACUGCCUGCUGCAGCUGGGCCUGGUCCCUGACAUGGGCAAGAGACUGUCCAAGCAGGACAAGGAGAACCAGGAGGCUCGGCCCAAAGACUCAGUGGCCCACAGCAUGAGCGGCAGCAGCAGCGCAGGAGGAGGGACGUGUCCAGGAGGAGGCGGAGGGGACGGGGGCGGAGGGGGCAGUGGAGGAGGAAGUGGACAGGGCAGCAAGGACGACAUCAAGAACAACAAGGACACUGACAAAAAGGAGGAGGCAGCCGGCCUCAGCACACACCGCCUGGCCCUCACCAUGCUCAUCAAGAUCGUCAAGUCCCUGGGCUGUGCGUACGGAUGUGGGGAGGGCCAUCGUGGGCUGUCGGGGGACCGCCUCCGUAUGCAGGCGCAGAACUGUCUGACCAGCCUUUACAAACUGGAUAAGCAGCAGUUCCGCCAAACCAUGCGCGAGUAUGUCAACAAGGAUUCUCUGAACAACAUUGUGGACUUCCUCCACGCUCUUUUGGGCUUCUGCAUGGAGCCCAUCACUGACAACUACGGCAGUGCAGGUGAGAGGUCCCGGAGGGCGAAAAAACGAAACAUCGACAAAGCGGGCUUUGGGAACAACUUUGCCACGGGGGACAACAAGUCGGUGGCUCAGACCAUGGAGGCGGUGGUGGUGGGCUGCAUGUUCAAGUCUCUGAUAACGCGCUGUGCCUCCACCACACAUGAGCUGCACAGUCCAGAGAACCUGGGCCUGUACUGUGACAUCCGGCAGCUGGUGCAGUUCAUAAAGGAGGCCCAUGGAAACGUGUUCCGAAGAGUGGCCCUGAGCGCGCUCCUGGACAGCGCUGAAAAGGUCACGGCCACCAAGAAGCCAGACGAGAGGGAUGACUGCAAGAGCGCUGGUCCCAGGAGCGAGGAGCAGAUUCCCGGUGCGCUCCUGGGCCGGAAGGACUUCUGGAGGAAGAUGUUUAAGUCUCAGAGCGCAGCCAGUGACACAAGCAGCCAGUCUGAGCAGGACACAUCCGAGUGCACCACCGCGCACUCCGGCAACACCACAGAGCGCAGGUCCCGCUCGCGCUCCCGACGCAUCUCCCUCCGCAAGAAGCUCAAACUGCCCAUCGGUAACUGGCUGAAGCGCUCCUCUCUCUCUGGGCUGACCGAUGGCGUGGAGGACCUGCUGGACAUCAGCUCUGUUGACCGCCUCUCUUUCAUUCGCCAGAGCUCCAAGGUGAAGUUCACCAGCGCGGUAAAGCUGACCGAGGCCUGCGCUGCAGGCCCAGACUACGGCCGCGACGAGGAGGAGAACUUCUUCAAGCGCCUGGGUAAAUGGCGCUCUGGCAGGAGGAAUCCAUCCAAGCUUCACCACACAGAGGAGAAAGAUGGUAGACCUGCCCCUUCCUCCCCACUGCCACCCAUACGCACACCCGCCCCUCCGUGUACUGCCCAUACGCCCGCCUGCUGCUCCGUGUACUGCCCAUACGCCCGCCUGCUGCUCCGACCUCAUGGCUUUCAGGAGAGGUUAGCAGCCAGUCAGGAGGCGAUGAAGAACAAGAAUGUGGUGAACCUGGGAGCCAUCCGCCAAGGCAUGAAGCGCUUUCAGUUUCUGCUGAACUGCUGUGAACCUGGGACCAUCCCAGAUGCCUCCAUCCUUGCGGCAGCCCUAGACUUGGAGGCUCCAAUCGUGGCCCGGGCUUCACUCUUCCUCGAAUGUGCCAGAUUUGUUCACCGCUGUAAUCGUGGCAACUGGCCCGAGUGGAUGAAAGGCCACCACGUGAACAUUACCAAAAAGGGACUGUCCAGAGGCCGCUCGCCCAUUGUAGGCAACAAGAGGAACCAGAAGCUGCAGUGGAAUGCUGCCAAGCACUUCUGCCAUUGGGGAGAUGCGAUUGGGACGAGGCUGAGCGAGCUGUGUCAUUCGGACAGCGAGAGUCCUGCCAAUAUCCUGGGAUACAUUUAUGACGAGGAGACCAAGAGGAGGAUGAGGAAGGAGGAUGAAGAGGAGGACUAUUUAGAUGACAACACGGUGAACCCGACAAAAUGUGGCUGCCCCUUCGCACUCAAAAUGGCCGCCUGUCAGCUGCUCUUAGAAAUCACAACCUUUCUGAGAGAGACUUUUCCGUGUCUACCACGUCCACGCACAGAACCCCUAGUGGAUUUGGACAGUUGCCGUCUGCGCCUGGACCCGGACUCUGGACGCCAUCGUUACGAGAGGAAGAUCAGCUUUGCAGGGAUUCUGGAUGAUGAGGAUGGACACGACUCUCUGAACAGCAGCAGCCACACGCUCAAGUCCGAUACCACCUGUGAGGACAAGAAAGUCCAGGAAGUGCAGGCGCCUGUGCGUAAAAUCCGUAUUGGAGGGUCUCGCCUGCUGCAGAUCAAAGGCGCACGUAGUUUCCGUGUGAAGAAAGGCGGGUCACUGUCGUCCAUUCGCAGAGCUGGCAGUCUGAAGAGCACCAAGAUGCCCCGGCAGGACUCAGAGUCUGAGAACGAGGAGGGACUGCUGUCCCAGACCCAGAGCCGGGACACAGUCACUGACAUAGGAAGUCCUUUCAGCACCAGUGAACCCAGCAUUGAACCAGAGGGACAAGGUUCUGGAGGAGUGGAGGACAACUACCACCGGAACAUGUCCUGGCUGCAUAUCAUGAUCCUGCUGUGUAACCAGCAAAGUUUUAUAUGUACCCACAUCGACUUCUGCCACCCGCGCUGCUACCAGCACCACAGCCGCUCGUGUGCUCGUCUGGUGCGUGCCAUAAAGCUGGUGUACGGGGAGUGUGUGGACGGCAUGAGGGAGGAUAGCGCCUCCACAGCAAACAUCGGGGUCCGCGUCAAGAAGACCAAAGAGUGUUCAGAUAAGUCGUGUUUGCGGACGCCCUCAAUGAAGCGGCGGCCCAACGACCCGACUACGGAGGGGAAGAAGGACACAGGCAUGCUCAAGUACAUCCGGACCCAAGUGAUGAGCCUGUCGCCGGCGCCUCUGUCCCUGCUUAUUAAGGCCGCGCCCAUCCUGACUGAGGACAUGUACGGAGACAUCCAGCCCGCCGCCUGGGAGCUGCUGCUGAGCGUGGAUGAGCACAUGGCCGCAGCUGCUGCGGCCAUGUUCCUGCUGUGUGCGGUGAAGGUCCCAGACGCCGUGUCAGAGAUGAUGAUGGCAGAGUUCCAGCACCAGGAGGCCUGUCAGCGCAUCAACUCUAUCCUCAAGUUUUACACCCUGUGGAGGUUCAGAUACCAGGUGUGGCCCCGCAUGGAGGAGGGCGCGCAGCAGAUAUUCAAGAUCCCUCCGCCCAGCAUCAACUUCACGCUGCCCUCCCCCAUCCUGGGCAUGCCCUGUGUGCCCAUCUUUGACCCCCCAUGGGUGCCUCAGACCACGGGCAGUGUGCAGGACCCCAUCAACGAAGAUCAGUCUAAAUCGUUUUCGGCCCGCGCCGUGUCGCGCUCUCACCAGCGCGCCGAGCACAUCCUGAAGAACCUGCAGCAGGAGGAGGAGAAGAGGCGCCUGGGCAGAGAGGCGAGCAUCAUCACAGCCAUCCCAGUGUCCCAGGAGGCCUGCUACGAGCCCACCUGCAGCCCCCCGCCCGAGCAGGAGGAGGAAGCAGAAGAAGUGGUGAACCUGGCGUCUCGCCGGCUCUCCGUCAGUCCAUCGUGUGCCUCCAGUAACUCCCACCGCAACUACUCCUUCAGACGGGGCUCGGUGUGGUCCGUGCGCUCCCUGGCCAGCGCUGAGGGUACGCAGCUAACCAUCGCUAACUAUGUGUGGAACGUUUAA
Messenger RNA from Knipowitschia caucasica, 5886 nucleotides. The record is from the annotation of a GenBank genome assembly. NCBI's taxonomy places the organism in Eukaryota, Metazoa, Chordata, Actinopteri, Gobiiformes, Gobiidae.